GUUGUGGGUUGCAGCGCUGUCGCAGUUUGAUUCAGAACAUUUCGUAAGCAGCAGCAGCAUCGCAGAAGAAGGAAGUGCAGCCAUGGCACACGGGCUCAAAGACAGAUUUGAAAAGUUCCUCCAUGAGAAGAAUCUCAUGACAGAUGCUCUGGCGAAAGUCGAGGCAAAAACAGGAGUGAGCAGGACGUACAUCGCUCUCGCUGUCAUCGGGAUCAUCGCAGUUUACUUGGUGGUCGGUUACGGAGCCUCCCUGCUGUGCAACCUCAUCGGCUUUCUUUAUCCAGCAUACAUAUCGAUUAAGGCCAUUGAAAGUGCCACCAAAGACGAUGAUACUAAAUGGCUGACCUACUGGGUGGUGUACGGACUCUUCAGUGUGGCAGAAUUCUUUGCUGAUAUCUUCCUCUCCUGGUUUCCAUUCUACUAUAUCGGAAAGUGUGCCUUCUUGGUGUGGUGCAUGGCUCCAACUCCCUCUAACGGAUCAGUCCAGAUUUACAACCGCAUCAUUCGACCAUUCUUCCUUAAGAACGAAGCCAGGAUUGACGACGCAGUGAAGAAUCUCAAGGACAAGGCGUCAGAGGCCGCUGACAAGUUCAAAGAUGAGGCCAAGAGAGCCACAGCAAACAUCAUGUUCGAGGAGAAGAAGAGCACCUAAGAAGGACACUUCCUGUCCUCAGCGUCUCUCUGGAGCCGCCUCUGUUCCAGGAGAAAUGUUGCCUUGAGAAUGUUUGUUUUUAUCCUGUUCACUCUGUACUCGCACUCUUCAUCCAGCCUGUGUUAGCCGUUACACGUGUCACAUGUUUGAAUAAAGCCAUGUCCAGGUCAGUUCACUUAUUUAACUUUGCCUUGUGGAGGGCUGAGACGACUGUACGCUGUCUUGAUGCGCAUCAUCAACCAAAAUAAAAACAAACUCGCUGA
This is a messenger RNA of Plectropomus leopardus (leopard coralgrouper), 915 nucleotides long. RefSeq names its product receptor accessory protein 5 (gene reep5). NCBI's taxonomy places the organism in Eukaryota, Metazoa, Chordata, Actinopteri, Perciformes, Serranidae. The record is from RefSeq and is a predicted model, not a curated record.